Messenger RNA from Erigeron canadensis, 1764 nucleotides. RefSeq names its product SWI/SNF complex subunit SWI3B. Lineage: Eukaryota; Viridiplantae; Streptophyta; Magnoliopsida; Asterales; Asteraceae. The transcript has 6 exons. The coding region runs from base 27 to 1568 and encodes 513 amino acids. Gene Ontology annotation, molecular function: protein binding. The record is from RefSeq and is a predicted model, not a curated record.
ACCCCCGGUCGACCGGAAAGUUUCUGAUGGAUACAAAAACAACAGCCUCCUCCUCCGGCAGCGGUGCUAUGAUGGACAUCGACGAUGAAAACCCUCAAAAACACUCAAAACCCAUAUCCGAAUUACUUCUUACAACCCCUCCAAUUGAAACCCCUCAAAAACAAACCCUAGUUCAUCCUUCUCCAAACAUUCCACCCCCUUCUAUUUCCAAACCCCCAAUUUCCAUUUCCAAUUCCGUACAACCUGAUUCUGAUCCUAUUAUUCAUAUUCCUAGUUAUUCUAAAUGGUUCUCUUGGAACAACAUUCAUGAAUGUGAGAUACGAAUUCUCCCAGAAUUUUUUGAUGGGAAGUCACCAUCUAAAACCCCAAAGGUUUAUAAAUACUACAGGAACACAAUUGUUAAAAAGUUUAGAGAAAGUAUCAAAGAAUCACCCCCAUCUAAAGAAAACCCUACGCCAAAAAUUACAUUCACUGAGGCUCGGAAAUCUAUAAUUGGAGAUGUGGGGUCAGUACGGAAGGUUUUUGAUUUCUUGGAGACAUGGGGUUUGAUCAAUUACUUUGGUUCGCCUGUGACCAAGGCUCAGUUGAGAUGGGAAGAUAAAGAGAGUAAGAAUGCUUCUGCAUCUUCGCAGCAGAACAGUGAUCCAGGAGGAGCUUCUGUUGGCGAUGCUAGUGCUGCAAAGAAGAGAUUUUGCAGUAGUUGCAAUGCCCUUUGCACCAUUUCCUGUUUUACCAACAUUAAGAAAGGCACAACAUAUUGUGCACGGUGCUAUAUUGGUUUUGAAUAUAAUCCAGAUUUUAAACGUGUGGAGAUCAUUGAAGAGGUAAACACAGAUUGGACCGAGAAAGAAACUUUGCAUCUUUUAGAAGCGGUUAUGCAUUAUGGUGAUGACUGGAAGAAGGUAUCCGAGCAUGUUGUUGGUAGAAGUGAUAAAGAAUGUGUCGACCGUUUUAUCAAGCUUCCUUUUGGAGAGCAAUAUUUUGGGCCUCCUGAUUCAGUGGAUCCUGAUAAAAAAUCUCAUAAAAUUAAGAAUCUGGUUGAUAAUGAAUUAAAUCCGAGCAAAAAGCUGCGUCCCACACCAAUUGAUGAUGCAAGCAAUCCCAUUGUGGCUCAGGCUGCUUUUCUCUCAACUUUGGUGGGAGUAGAGGUUGCGGAAAGAGCUGCUUCUGCAGCUGUAAAGGCUUUGACAGAAGUCAAUAAACAAACGAGUAUAGAAAUUCGUGAAUCUUCUAUUGGUGAUGCAAGAGAUCAUGAUUCUGUAAGGGAAAAUGGUAAGAGCGACCCAAGUUCAUUGGAAGGAACUUAUCUUGAGGCAAAGUUGCAGCUUGAGAAGGAAGAGCAGGAGUUGGAGAGGACUGUAUCCGACCUUGCUGAAGUGAAGGCUAAGGAUAUCCAUGACAAGAUUGUUCGUUUCGAAGAGCUUGAGCUACAAAUGGAGAGAGAAUGGCAACAACUACAACAAAUGCAACAUUCGUUGUUUGUUGAUCAGCUAACGCUUUUGUUUCACAAGAAUGAUAGAACCAGUUGGAAAGAAAAUACUGAACAAACAGUCAAAGCUGGAUCUUGAUAUCACUUGUAGAAUAGUUCUUGAUUAGGGUUUUGGAAUCAAGCCAUGUGCUUUAAUUAGUAUAGAUGCAAUCUACCGUAUAUUGAGAUUAUAGGAACUUGUACCUGGAAAUGUUUACAAACUCGUAGUUUCAGAUUGCAUAAACUUUGUAGCCAUUGUUCCUAAACUCAAAAUAUCAAAUUUAUUGUUAUCAUCA